CUUUUGACCCAUACAACACUUAGGACAGAGGAAUACGCAACAACAACAGACCCAAAGUACAGGAAGUUCGUAACAUCGUCACAUGACUCGUAAUGUAAUCACAUGACAGUCAAUAGACAAGACUUGUGAAAUGUAAUCAUCCAACACUGGACUUCUUCUGCCUGGACUUUUGGGGUCUCUGUGAGAAUGGCUGUGAAGUGGUUUUGUCUUGGACUCAUUUUGCUGUUCCUCUGUUCAGCAGCGGAGACACGUUCUGUGAGGGAAAAGCAAAAUAAUGAGGUCCGCCCAUCUCACAGAGACCUCACACCUGAUUUAAAAGAAAAGUACUUCAAGCAAAUUUUAGAUCACUUCAAUUACAACAGCUUGGGCAAUGGCACGUUUGAUCAGCGCUAUCUUAUCACAGACCAGUACUGGAGAAAAGGCUAUGGUCCCAUUUUCUUCUACACUGGUAAUGAAGGGGACAUAUGGGACUUUGCUUUGAAUUCUGGGUUUAUAACAGAACUGGCAGAAGUGCAGAGAGCUCUGGUGAUAUUUGCUGAACACAGGUAUUAUGGAAAAUCUCUUCCAUUCGGCAAGGACUCGUUCAAAAUCCCUCAAGUGGGACUGUUGACAGUGGAGCAGGCCUUGGCUGACUAUGCAGUCAUGAUCACACAGCUAAAGGAGGAACUGGGUGCCCAGUCAUGUCCCGUCAUUGUUUUUGGUGGAAGCUACGGGGGAAUGUUGAGUGUUUACAUGAGGAUCAGGUAUCCAAAUAUUGUGACUGGAGCAUUAGCUGCUAGCGCCCCCAUCCUGUCCACAGCAGGUCUGGGACAAUCUAAGCAGUUCUUCCAGGAUGUAACAACUGACUUUGAGAAGGUCAGCCCUGCCUGUAGAGAUGCAGUAAAAGGAGCUUUCCAGAUGCUAGACACUUUAGCACAACAGAAAGACUACGGACGUAUCCAGUCUGCCUUCUCUCUUUGUAAAACUCCCUCUACCUCAAAGGACAUCAAGCAGCUGAACGGGCUUUUACGAAACGCCUUUACAUACAUGGCCAUGAUGGACUAUCCUUACAGUACUCAUUUCAUGAGCAACAUGCCAGCUUUCCCUGUAAAGGUGGCGUGCGAGGUCAUGCUGAAUGGCACCGACCUUAUGUCUGCACUCAGAGAUACAGUUGGCAUUCUGUAUAAUUCCACCGGUGAAUUUCCAUGCUACGACAUCUACUCUCUCUAUGUGGAGUGUGCCGACCCUACUGGCUGUGGUCUUGGAUUCAACAGCUUUGCAUGGGAUUACCAGGCCUGCACUGAGAUCGAGAUGUGCUUUGAGAGUAACAACGUGACAGACAUGUUCCCCCCUAUGAAGUUCACUAUGGAACAGAGAGAACAGUACUGCCUCAAGAGAUGGGGUGUUGUGCCUCGUCCAGGCUGGCUGAAAACCCAAUACUGGGGAAACGAUCUUUCUACUGCAAGCAAUAUCAUAUUUUCCAAUGGAGACCUUGAUCCUUGGGCUAAUGGAGGGAUCAGAAAGUCACUUAGUUCGUCACUGAUUGCGAUCAACAUACCGGAAGGAGCUCAUCAUCUGGAUUUAAGGGGAUCCAACCCUGCAGAUCCUGAAUCAGUGAUCACUGCUCGCAAAAUGGAGUCUGAAAUUAUUGCUCAGUGGGUGAAGCAAGCCAGGAAAAAGUCAUCAUGAAUUUUUUUUUUACAUUUUAUUUGAAAAUUUUUAAUUUGAAAAUAUUUAAUAAGGGGGCGUUACACCAAUGCGUUUUUCCUACGGCCGGCGUAUGUUUUCAGUUGUUUCCAAUGGUGUUUUUCCGCGUUCAGCACUGAGCUCCAGAGUUUUGGGUGAAAUGCUCAGCUUGUCAAUCGCUGUGUCUUUUUCAGUUGGCUGUCCCAUUUCAAAAAAAGAAUUAGGACACUCCCAAAUACGACCUUCUUUCAUAGGAAUUCGGAAAAUGCAUGAAAUGCAUCUUUCACUGCUGCAAAAACCCACAUUUCCUUGCGUUGCCACAAACAAUGUCAUUUCUUUACGUCAUUCUACACUGGCAGCUUUUAAUACAGGAAAGCUGUGGUGUUUAAAGUCGCAUAUUGUGUUGACCUAAGGACAACAUUUUUUUUAAUAAAAACCUAAAUCCACCCCAAACCCUAACCAUAACCAAACCCCAAAAUCAGAGGGACAUGAAAAGUGAAAAACAAUAGUCUAGAAACAGCUAAUCCUGGUUGUAAGCUUAAACUUAAAACAAACUUACUUAUUCAUUUAGCUGACGCUUUUAUCCAAAGCGACUUCCAAUUGUUAUAUAGGUCAGAGGUCACACGCCUCUGGAGCAACUAGGGGUUAAAUGUCUUGCUCAGGGACACACUGAUGUAUCACAGUGGAUUCGAACCCGGGUCUCUCACACCAAAGGCGUGUGUCUUAUCCACUGCGCCAUCAAACGGUGAACUUAUUUCUGAAAUCUGAUUAGUUGAUUGAAAUGCUGUCCCAGGGUCAGCAUAAUGUUGCCCUGAGGACAUCAACCACUUGGCAAAAUCAGGAGAGCCGUUUAAAGUCCUCCUGAACAGGAAGUUGCGAUCAACGUUACUUCCGUGUUGGGACGUAUUUCCGUCUGAUAUGGAAUAUCAUGCAAGGAAAAUAUUGGGUGUGGCUUGUGUUUUCUACUGUGCUUUGAUUGGAUAUAUAAAAGUAGGCAUUUCAUUCAGAAAUAGAACUGGCAGCAGACUGACCGUUGGAGGGGGCGGAGUUAAAGGAUGCAUAUUUGAUAGAUUUUAAUUGAAGUUUAUAAGGAUGCACAUAUAAAUUGUUUGUUAUAAACACUGCAAUAUAAAAAAAAGAAUUGUCAGUAUGGAUUUCAUUGGGACUUUAAAUGUAAAAGUAUGAAAAAGUAGUUUGUAAGUAUUAAAGUAGAUACGGUAAAUUUAAAUUAGUUUAGACACAUAAAUGAGGCACGAGAAAGAGGUCUCGUUUAAUUUGAGGUUGAGGACCCUCCGUAUACCGCAUCUUUCAGCGGAUGCAACCUCCAGAGGACGUAAAGGAUGCAGUCUUUUGAAACAAGACGCAGCUAAUGUAACUUUUCACUCAGCUGUCUAAUUACAGUGGAGAAGGGGCGGGACAAAUACCCCAUCAACCAACUGGAGCAUCGUACAACGACAAAACAGAAGUAUCAUAGCAUCACUUUUUCACAAAAAUUCACAUAAAAAAAAAAUGUGUGUACAGUCUCUCCUAAAUCUGAGUUGAGGUGCUUCAGUCAAAAGUAGUCAAUAUAGUAUAUAUCACUAAUGUAUCACAUAAUACAGUAUGUAUCACUAAUGCUUUCCCAUUUCAGAUUACUCUUUUGAAAUUUAAGGCACAUCUUUGGUGUAUAAAUUAGUAUUAAACCUUGUUGAUCUGUCAUAUGCAUGAAGCAGAUUAUUAAGAUGAUAUUAAAACAAUUGAGUGUGUAAUAAAAAGCUCUUUAUUUUAAA
Paramisgurnus dabryanus is the source of this 3434-nucleotide messenger RNA. It is a transcript of the gene dpp7, whose product is annotated as dipeptidyl-peptidase 7. Gene Ontology annotation, molecular function: dipeptidyl-peptidase activity; serine-type exopeptidase activity. Gene Ontology annotation, biological process: proteolysis. The record is from RefSeq and is a predicted model, not a curated record. Lineage: Eukaryota; Metazoa; Chordata; Actinopteri; Cypriniformes; Cobitidae. Gene Ontology annotation, cellular component: vesicle.